UUGUUUCUUGAUGUGUGACUCUGAAAGGAGCUAAAACUCACUCUGUGGGUUGAAGGGCUACGGUGGCUGUUUCUCAACUGUGCUGCUCUGAUCAUUACUUCCUGGGAUCUGUGUGUUGGAGAAAACACUAAAAUAUGCAGCAGUGAUAUCCAAAGGCAUACUUGAACCACUGCUCUAGGGAACAUGUUGAACACUGCGUGAGUGAAACAGCUGUUUCUUUAGAAGACCAUGUGCCCUGGUCGGAGCUCCGAGGCAUAAGACAGAUCUGUCAACGCGCCUUUCACCGUCAUCUUCCAAUCAAAGAAUAGACGAAAGCCUUUCGUGAUUCCGAUUGGCCAUUAACAGCAUCAGGGAAUUCGAAUGGUCGAUCGAAAAAUGCUGGGAUCGGCCUGUUCAAGUUCACGUCCUCCUGGCAGAGCAGUCAACGAACAACACUGGCGAAGAAUCGGCCGAAAAGUUGAAGUACAAGGCCUUUCGUAUUUGUGACAUUUGAGGAUGGAUGCAGAGUGAAAAUUUUCAAGUCCUGUGAUUUACUAAAAGAGGAUAAGUUUAGUUAAAAGAUCUGAAACCUGGAGGAAAAGUUCUUACAAGGUGGUCCGACAGCAAAUUCUGUAAUACCUAUCAUCAAUUACUUUGGCCCAUCUAUGAAGAGAAGGGAGAGAAACAUCUGUGACAAAGUUGAUCUCUAAAUGAAACAUAAGUGAGAAUCACAAAUAAGUAUCCUGAGACAAAGAUCAACAUUUAAGCAAUAAAAAAUUCCUCUAGACGUCCUAAAAGAGAAAGUGGAGUUUGGACUAAAGGAGCCGUUACAGAGAAACAGCACAGCAGCAGUUGGAGGAAAUGGCUGCUAGAAACCCUCUUUCAGAAGAAGAGCUUUCCUGUCCUGUGUGCUGUGAAAUCUUCAGGGAUCCUGUUGUUCUGUCGUGCAGCCACAGUGUGUGUAAAACCUGCCUGCAGAUGUUCUGGGAAACUAAGGGGUCUCGAGAAUGUCCAGUUUGUAGAAGAAGAUCCUCUAAAGAUGAUCCUCCCCGUAACCUUGUACUGAAGAACGUUUGUGAGUCUUUUCUAGGGAGCAGUCAGAGAUCUUCAGCAGGGUCUGAGGUGCUCUGCAGUCUGCACAAUGAGAAACUCAAACUCUUCUGUCUGGAUGAUCAGCAGCCUGUGUGUGUGGAGUGUCAGACUUCAAAGAAACACAAAAAUCAUGAAUUCUGUCCAACAGAUGAAGCUGUGACUGAGUUUAAGAAUAAACUCAAGACUGCUUUGGAGCCUCUACAGAAGAAUCUGAAAGUCUUAGAGGAAGCUAAACAAGACUAUGACCAAACAACAGCUCACAUUAAGACGCAGGCCCAGCACACAGAGAGGCAGAUAAAGGAGGAGUUUGAGAAGCUUCACCAGUUUCUAAGAGAUGAAGAAGCAGCAAGGAUAGCUGCACUGAAGGAGGAAGAGGAGCAAAAGAGUCAGAUGAUGAGGAGGAAGAUUGAGGAGAUGAAUGGAGAAAUAUCAUCUCUUUCAGACACAAUCAAAAACAUAGAGAAGGAGAUGGAAGCUGAGGACGUUCUGUUCUUACUGAACUUCAAGUCCACAGAGAAACAAAACAACAGAAUUGUGGGAGUGUGGGAGAACAUGCAGGAGAUUCUCCAGUACACCCCUGUUACUCUGGACCCCAACACUGCACAUCCAGACCUCCACCUGUCUGAUGAUCUCACUGCUGUAGAAACCAGAAGCCAGAGAUCAUCACUUCCUGAUAAUCCAGAGAGAUUUGAUGUUGGUUGGUGUGUUCUGGGUUCUGAGGGUUUUAACUCAGGGACACACUGCUGGGACGUCCAGGUUGGAGACAGUUAUUAUUGGGAACUGGGUGUGAUAACAGAGUCUGUAACGAGAAAAGGAAACUCUUUCUGGGGUUCAGUGUGGAGUCUGUGUUACAGUUUUGGUAAAUAUUUGCUACACUGCCCAGGACAUCCAGAUCUCUCCCUCCCACUUGAAGACAAGCUGCAGAGGGUCGGAGUGCAGCUGGACUGGGACAGGGGGAAAGUGACCUUCACUGAUCUUCUAACAAACACACACCUGCACACUAUAACACACACUUUCACUGAGAGAGUUUUACCACUUUUCUUUAAUGCAUCUGAUCAUCCUCUGAGGAUCUUACCAGUGAAGACAUCAGUAACAGUGGAACAGCACAGUUAAAGUUGAUGCUGCUUAGAAUGAACAUUUAUACAGGUAGUGAGUGUCUGAAUUAUGAUCAUAAGAAUAUGUCACUACAUGUAUAUUUUAAACUAAAUGAGAAAGUUUGUGAACAAACUUUAGAUUGGCUUGAGAAAGCCAGCUUAAAAUGUUGAAAAUUAAAGUGGCUGUAGAGUGUUGUUGGUGGCUAAAAUGUUGGUAGGUUGUUGCUAUGCUAUCCCAGGUGAUUACAGAGAUGUUGCUAGGCUGUUGCUAUGGUAUCCCAGGUGGUUGCUAGGAUGUUGCUAGGCCAUUGCUAUAGAAUCCCAGGUGGUGCUAGGCUGUUGCUAUGGUGCCCCAGAUGGUUGCUAAGGUGUGUGUCUGUUUGGCCUUAGAGUGGUUUGCAGUAAGCCUGCUUCAGGAAGGACUGAGGAUUGAAUUCAUGUGUGAGACGAUCUGCUCAUACAGAUAAAUCCACCCAAAGACUGACAGCAUUGCCAAUGCAGUGUUCUUCAAAUAGUCAGAUUUCUCUGGAAGUGAUGUCCAACACAUAAAAGGGGGACUUGCAUUUUCUUUGGAUGUUUCAAGUGAUGUGCGCAGCUUACAAAACUUCCUUGUCCACAGAGAUGAGCUCUGGAAGUCAAUCAGUUACAUUUCAAAAUCAUCAAUACUCAUCCACUCAAAAACUGACCAUGUCCAAGUCCAUGUCUUUCACAUUAAGCUUGUCCGGAUGUAUGAGAAAACAUUGGUCCGUAUCUCUGAAAAUCUUGGAAUCUCCUGGAAAAUUCUGACUCAAGCUCAUUCAUGUACAUGGAAAUGUUAGCUGUGUUGACCAAAUGAUGAGUGGAAAUCUCUCUUAAGUGUUUGAAACAGCGAAAUGCCCCCCUUUCUAUAACUUGCACAUAAACUAAGUCUGGAUGUGAACGCCUUCCACAUCUCAAAUAGACUCAUGACUGUUUGUCCAACUCCCUGCAUACAGACAUUGAGCUCAUUUAAGUGCGAUGUAAUGUCUGUCAAAAACAUGAGUUUCACAAGCCACCUGACAUCCUCAAGCUCUAGGUAAUGCUGGUCCUUCUCAACAAGAAAGGCUUUGAUUAUAUCAGUGCAGUUCACAAAACUUUUUAGCACUUUUCCACUACUAAGCCACCUGUCACUGGAGUGAAGUGGGAUGUCUUUGUAGGCACAUUCCAUUUCUUCCAGCAGUUCUUGGAAUUGCCUGUUAGUCAAGGCAGAGUGAGCUCGUAGAAAAUUCACAAUUUUCACAAAAGUUUCCAUCCCAGUGUUAAGAUCAGAAUUUGAUAUAUUUGCACAGAGACUGUCCUGGUGUAUAAUGCGGUGGAAUUUAAGAACAGUGUGCCAAAGUUUGUCUUUUGUUAUUAUGUUAUUUUAUUAUUUUGUUAUUAUGUUUGUUAUUAUGUCUUUUGUUAUACAGUUAUUUUGGCGAAUACUUUUUUGCUUUCCCACCAUUGCAGGGCGUCAUCAGUGGUGAUAGCAAAGAUUUUUCGAACACUAACUGAAACGCUUUCAAAAUGUUCAACAAAGGUUUUAGCUAAAUCCUCACCUUUUCUGGUGCCAUAGUUGGGUUUUAAACACCACAGUUCCUCUUCGUACUCCAGCAGAAUCGCAAAAUCUAGCCACAACUGCCUAACGAGGCAAAUCGUUGAUGUCCGCACUUUCAUCGAGCGCGACGCUAAACACAGAGAAGUCUUUAAGUCCGGUCACUUGCUGUUCCCUGACGUUAUUCACCAUAUCAGUGAUCCGGAGCUUAACAGUUCUUGCUGAAAGUCUUUAAAUCCAAGAAAUGAUAGUAUGCUUGUUUGCCAAACCGUCAAACACAUCCCCCGCUGCACAAAAUGCUUCUUUAAUGUAUUUUCUGUCAGUGAAGGGCUUUCCAUGUUUAGCAAUGCACUGAGCUAUCUUGUUACUUGCAAGUGUGGCAUAACUUUUACCAUAGCUUAAAUUUUAAAGAACACUUGUCUGUGUCUUGUACCUUGAAAUUGCUCGCAUGAUUGAUUCCAUUUUGUCAGUAUCAUCCUUAAAUGAGCUUUGAUGCUUUAUCUCAGGAUGGCGGCGCACACUUGAAUAAAUCCAUACAAAUCAGUCCAGUCUUGUUGAAAUGAACGAACAUCCACUUUAGUGUGUUCAGCUGCCAUAUUAUUGUAGUCAUACAGUAUGUGCCAUACAUCAGAUUGGUUCAAAAAGCACAAACCUAAAUUUCUGACUUUGCUUCUACGUUCCUGUAAAGUUUGGUGGUUCUAGUUCAAAAGUUGUGGGGCAUGAAAAAGACAAUAUUUUGAACAUAGAAUGAUUAUAAGAAAAGAAUAAGAACAAAACAAAAAAUUGUAAGUUGACUUUCCCAAGCUUUUCUCUGAUAAUAUGAAACAGAUAAAUGACUGUAACACCUCUAACUCCUUAACUGUUUGAUCUUUAACUCCUUUCCUGAUCUUUAAUUGAUACUCAGCUCCUCUUCUGUCUGAUUCAUUUGAAAUUCUUCUGCUGAACCUUCAGCUGUCCUGUAUUCAAAACAGGUUAAUUGUUGUCUCCUUUCAUAUCAUCACUCUGUAGAAGUUGAGAAUUUACUGUUUGCUUUGAAUAAAAUGCAGUAUUAUGCAUA
Molecule: messenger RNA, 4774 nt
Organism: Colossoma macropomum (tambaqui)
Lineage: Eukaryota; Metazoa; Chordata; Actinopteri; Characiformes; Serrasalmidae
Product: nuclear factor 7, brain-like
Exons: 10
Coding region: 841-2184 (447 amino acids)
Molecular function (GO): protein binding; zinc ion binding
Source: RefSeq, a predicted model, not a curated record